This is a messenger RNA of Nakaseomyces glabratus, 414 nucleotides long. RefSeq names its product Pga2p (gene PGA2). The record is from RefSeq and is a predicted model, not a curated record. Lineage: Eukaryota; Fungi; Ascomycota; Saccharomycetes; Saccharomycetales; Saccharomycetaceae. Gene Ontology annotation, biological process: protein transport.
AUGGAGAGAAUAUCCAAAAUUUUUGAGAAUUCAAUUGACAACAUUCUUAGUAUCGAGCCCAGAAAGGCUCUUAGGAUUGUUAUAAUUGUUGGUGCAUACAUGCUGUUCAGGAACCUGGUAACAAGGGAUCAGAACCGCAGACAAUUGGCUAGACAAGUGCGUCAAGAAGAAGAGAGAAAGAAAGAGGAAAGAGAGAAGACUUUGUUAGAACGCCCAGAAGAUUUUGAAGUCGAAACCAUUGCCAAAUCAUCCACUACUGAGUACGGCUGGGGUAAGAAGACAAGGCAACGUGUGAAGAGGCAGCAAGAAGUUCUUGAAAGAGCAGUGGAUGACUUGAAGAGACAUGAACAGCUAAAACUUUCAGGUACUGGUUACGAUAGCGACGAAGAGAUUGAAGAGCUUCUAGAGGACUAG